AAGGGAAACCAUUGCAAGCGCUCUCGGUGCGUGAAAGCUUUUCUGUGCUCGUCCUACUUGUAAACCUCUACAGCAGGGCGACUGUGCGCGCUCCCGCGGACUCGCCAUAGAAAACAAAGCUGAACGUCUUCCAUAAGAGCUAGGGUGCAGACUUGAGGAAUAACCGAAUCUAUCCUGGACACACCGAGCCGAGUAUGGAUUUACAGUGGGUGUAGCAUCGUUGGAGACCAAGCCUUCACGGCUGGGGUGACGGCAGGACAUUAGCGAAACCGACGAAAAUAACAUCUGUGUUUUUUUUUUCUCGGGGUGCUUUGUCUUGUCCACCUAACGAUAGCAAACCAUCAUUCUCAUUUCAAUUGCAAGAUAUUCAGCUAGUGAUUACUAGCUGCCGCCGGGAUGUAUCGUCAUGUUGUCACUAUAAAGUGACUGCUAGGACGUCGGAUUUUGAAGGAAAAGCAGAAAACCCUCUCCCAGGUCCCAACGGGUUGACACCGGGACCUGAAUCUGUGUUAGCCACAGCCGCGGAACCCACUGUUUUCGGCGAUAUGGCGGAGCAAGGCUACUCAUCCUGGGCGUACUCCCUAGUUGACUCCAGCCAGGUGUCCACCUUCCUCAUCUCUAUUCUCCUCAUCGUCUAUGGCAGCUUCAGGUCAUUAAACAUGGAUUGUGAGAACCAGGAGAAGGAUAAAGAUGGAAACCCAACGACAACGGGGUCUUUCAACAACAGCAACACAAACAACAGCAUUCAGACUAUAGACUCCACACAGGCCCUGUUCCUGCCCAUAGGAGCCUCUGUGUCUCUGCUAGUCAUGUUCUUCUUCUUCGACUCGGUACAGGUGGUCUUCACCAUCUGCACUGCAGUCCUUGCAACAAUUGCAUUUGCAUUCCUCUUGCUGCCAAUGUGCCAGUAUCUGACCAGACCCUGCUCCCCACAGAACAACAGGAUCUCGUUCGGUUGCUGUGGGCGCUUCACUCUGGCUGAGCUCCUGUCCUUCUCCCUCUCUGUUAUGUUGGUGCUCAUCUGGGUACUGACUGGACACUGGCUCCUCAUGGAUGCUUUAGCCAUGGGCCUGUGUGUCGCCAUGAUCGCCUUCGUGCGACUUCCCAGCCUGAAGGUGUCUUGCCUGCUGCUGUCAGGACUGCUCAUUUACGAUGUGUUCUGGGUGUUUUUCUCAGCCUACAUCUUCAAUAGUAAUGUGAUGGUCAAAGUUGCCACCCAACCUGCUGAAAAUCCCAUAGACGUUCUGUCCAGGAAGCUCCACUUGGGGCCGGGGAUGGGCCGAGACGUGCCCCGUCUCUCCUUACCCGGAAAACUGGUGUUUCCCAGCUCCACAGGAAGUCACUUCUCAAUGCUAGGCAUAGGAGACAUCGUGAUGCCGGGGCUGCUGUUGUGCUUCGUCCUGCGCUACGAUAACUACAAGAAGCAAGCGAAUGGGGAAGUCCCAGGGCCGGGAAACAUGUCCGGACGCAUGCAGCGCGUCUCCUAUUUCCACUGCACUCUCAUCGGAUACUUUGUGGGUCUGCUGACCGCCACUGUGGCCUCCAGGAUCCAUCGUGCUGCUCAGCCUGCACUUCUCUACCUGGUGCCCUUCACCCUGCUGCCUCUGCUUACUAUGGCCUACCUGAAGGGGGAUUUGCGGCGCAUGUGGUCCGAGCCUUUCCACGCCAAGACCAGCAGCUCUCGCUUCCUGGAGGUAUGAUGCACCCUGGGACGAACAACCAGCGUGGGGAAGACUGCGGAUCUUUUCCCUUACUGAGAGGGAAGGAGAGAGGGCGCACUCACAGUGAGGCCAUGUUGUCAUCACUUGUUCAUGCUUUCCACCAAUCUUCUGUGAAAACCCUCAGAAGGACACCAGUGUGUGGAUCACAACGCCCCAACACCACUCAUCUUUGGUCCCUGCAUCCUCCCCGUUUCAUCUCCGCUUCCUCUCCGCUGUUUAUUUCCUCUUCAUUAUAGCACAUCCUGUCUGUGCUGUUUUUCGUUCUGCCCUCCCCCUUUUUUUUUCCUCCACCCCCCCCCCCAUAGUCGGUCUCAUUUGCCACUUCCCUCCCGCGGCCCGUCCCAUUCGUCAGGCCUCCUCCCUCUCUGCGUUUUCCUUCUUUGCUCUGUGUCUUUAACUUCCUCUGCAUCUCUCUUUGUCUCAGAUGAACUCAAGGGCCAGCCCUGUCCCCCCCGUCCCCUCUCCACCUCCCCCCCCCUUCCAACCCUCCACCCCCUCCCCACCUUUUUGUGGACUUACGGUUGUGAGACAUGGUUGGGGUUUAUAUAUAUUUUUUUAGCAUUGUCGUGGUCAUUAUUAUUAAUAUUAUUAUUAUGGAACGAUUUAAACAAAUGGAGAAGAGGUCCGAGUGUCGCGGUGGCACGGGACAGUGCCCAGGAGCAGCAACACAGUCGAGGAGGAGGAGAGUCUUCCCUCUUCCAUCCUCGCUUUCGUCACGACGUGUCCCAUCAUCCCUCAGCCGGUGGCUUCUCCCUAGCGCCCUCCCGCCCUCUUCCGACACUCCCUGCGAGCCCCACCCUCCUCCUCCUCUUCCCUGUUCAUCUGCUGUCCUCCUCCCCCCUCUCCUCCUCCCCUCCCCAAACCUCCCAUCAAUCCACCCCCACAGAUAACUAUGUAUUUUAUUUAGAAAAGUUUUAUUCUUGGCAUAUACAGAAAUGAUGCAUUAUAAAUUGUUAAGCUACCCCCAGCGUUGGAGGGGUCGCUUCUAUUUGUAUAUAUGUGUACACAUGUAUUUGCGGUAUCUUGAGUUUGUAUUUGUGUUUGGGAGCAUGUUGAAUAGGGUGGGAAACUGACUCCAGCCAACAGCUGAAUUUUGAUGAAUUUGGGCUGCCAGUCGAGUCGACUAGUGGGUGUCCAACAUUUUGGUGGAGGACGACCGCUGAAUCUGUUGGCUCGUGCAAUUUAAAUAUAACUGAUGGAUUUUCUUAUUAAAAAAAAAAAAGAAACAACAAAAAAAAAACACACAAAAAGCAUCUGUGUUGGGUGCUGGAUGAUGACAAAGUUAGUUUCCUGCUCUAGUGUUAAAGCGUGUGUGUGUGUGUGCGUGUGUGUGUGUGCGUGCGUGAGUGAACAGAACACGAGUGAACGGUUGUUUUACUUGGUUUUAAUUUGAAAUCAUGAACAUGUUUAAAAAAAAAAACAACAAAAAAAAAACGGUGACAAUAGUCAGGUUUGCAUUGAGCUGGGUGUGUUGGAUCAAAGAGCGUUGCAAACACAUGACAGGUCUAAUGGAAACUGUUUGUGUCUAACUGUCAGUCUUUCUACUGACCAGGUGGAAAUGUAAACAGUGUUUUUUUUUCCUUCAAAUAAAUGAAUGUUGAAUUAA
This is a messenger RNA of Mugil cephalus (flathead mullet), 3327 nucleotides long. It is a transcript of the gene sppl3, whose product is annotated as signal peptide peptidase 3. The transcript has 11 exons. The record is from RefSeq and is a predicted model, not a curated record. Gene Ontology annotation, cellular component: lumenal side of endoplasmic reticulum membrane; Golgi-associated vesicle membrane; cytoplasmic side of endoplasmic reticulum membrane. Gene Ontology annotation, biological process: membrane protein proteolysis. NCBI's taxonomy places the organism in Eukaryota, Metazoa, Chordata, Actinopteri, Mugiliformes, Mugilidae. Gene Ontology annotation, molecular function: aspartic endopeptidase activity, intramembrane cleaving. Bases 546 to 1700 code for a protein of 384 amino acids.